AUGACAGCCCCCGCUCCUGCCGCGGCCGGGGUGGGGUUGGGCGUUAUGGUGCCGUUGAUGUUGAAGAUAAGUUCGAAUCCCGGGCUCGUAGGGUUGCAGGUACGCUGCGGCCCGCGGGAUACGUAUAAUCCGAGUCAUAGAGUGCGCAAGAGGCGGCUGGGGUUUCUGGCGAGGAAGCGGACGCCUGGUGGGCGGGGGGUGCUGAAGAGGAGGAGGCUGAAGGGGAGGAAGAGUUUGACGCAUUAGGGAAGUGGGAGGGAAUCGGCAUGGCGCAUGCCCACCGGGGGGGGAGGAGGGGUCGGUUCACGGACGUACGUAUGGAUGGAGAUAAAUGUUUUAUGCAAUACAUGUAUACAAGUGCUUUAUCUUUACGACCCACCAAGUAACUUUUUUCUCCCCCUCUCCCACACACAAACCUUCUCUCUAUUUAUACACCCCCCCCCCCCCUCUGUUUACUUAAUCAGAGGCGUCCUAGCCACACCCUUAGUCGGAAACCUACUCUGCACAACCAACCAAUCUAUACGGUCCCACCACGCCCUCAGGUAGUCAUCCUUCCCGAGUAUGCCAAAGUCCUCGAGCCAGCUGUGUUCCCACACAUUCACGUUGAGCACAGGGAUAACCCACCCGCCCGUCUUCCCCUUGGCCGCAUGUCUGACUGCGCUGGUGUAGGGCGACAACUCGCUGCCGAGUUUGAGGCCGGUGUUCAUAUCUGUGUCCUGGCGGCGGUACGAGGCGCCGUAGGGUGUUCCGGCGUUGUACGUGCACAGGAUGCGCAGGACGCCGGCCUGGUCCAAGACAAGCCAAACGUAGCCGUUGCCGAACAUAGCGUUGGCAGUCGCAAAGAGCUCGGCUUUUAG
Molecule: messenger RNA, 857 nt
Organism: Tuber aestivum (summer truffle)
Lineage: Eukaryota; Fungi; Ascomycota; Pezizomycetes; Pezizales; Tuberaceae
Source: the annotation of a GenBank genome assembly